UCUCCUCCUCCUCCUCCUCAUCCUCCUCCUCCUCCUAGGCGUCUCGGCAGCGCGGCAGCCAUCUGCCCGCCGACCCGAGCCCCCAACGGGCCAUGAUGCUGUACGCUGCGCCGCCAUGGAGUGGGCCCCUCGACGGGGCGAGGCCCCUCGCGGCCGCGAGCCGCAGCCGGCGCCGCGCGGACCGGAGACUCCGCCUGGCUGGCCACCCGCCGCCAGGCCGAGAAGGACGCCUGCUGGGGCUGGUGGGGCAUCCCGUGGGCAGGGGCCUACGAGGAGAACCCGUGGAAGCCCCAAGUAGACAAGCAGCGGAGGGAGUGCGAAACGUGGGUGGCACUGGGGGAGCCCAACACGAUCAGCUACAGCUACAGCGAAACGAUCAGGGCGAGCGAGGAGGGAACGGCGAAGUUGGAGCCAGACAUGCUAAGCUACGGAUCUGUGAACAGUGAACGCGAGAAGUCUGAAGCGAAGUUGGAGCCCGACGUGGUCUGCUACAACAAUGUGAUCAGGGCAACAGUGGCGGAGGCUAAGCUAGAGCCCAAUUUCACUAGCGUUCUCCCCCCUCGCCCCUCGUCGCCACGGCUGGACCAGAGCAAUCGGAAUGUAGCUCGGUUGCGGAGGCGAAUGCGAAGUCAAACGUGAUCAGCUACAGCGCCGAGGUCGGCCCCGCGAUCUGUGAGAAGCUGGAGGCGAAGGCGUAGCCAGAGCCCAACGUGACCAGCUACGGUGCAGAGUGCCCGCGUGAGAAGCGGGAGGCGAAGAUAGAGCCCAACGUCACCAGCUACAGCGAAGCGAUCGCGUGCGAGGAGGGAACGGUGAAGUUGGAUCCCGACAUGCCCAGCCCUAGCCCUGUGAACGGUGAGCGCGAGAAGUCAGAGGCGAAGAUGGAGCCCGACACGAUCAGCUACAACGCCGCGAUCAGGGCAACACUGGCGGAUGCAAAGCUGGAGCCCAAUAUCACUGACGUUUCCCCCUCGACCCCCCUCGUCGCCACGGCUGGACCCGAGAAAACGGAACGCGGCUCGGUUGCGGAGGCGAAGAAUGAGCCAAACGUGACCAGGUACAGCGCAGUAAGUGAGAUACGCGAGAAGCCCGCGUGUGAGAAGCUGUAGGCGAAGUUGGAGCCCGACAUCGUCAGCUCCAGCGCGGAGACCAGCGCGUGCGAGAAGGGGAAGGCGAAGCUGGUUCCUGACACCCUGACCCGCAGCUCUGAGAAUAGCGAGUGCGCGAAGACGGAAGCGAAGGUGGAACCCGACGCAAUCUGUUACAGCGCCGCAGUCAGGGCGUGCGAGAAGGGGAAGGCGAAGCUCGAGACGGAAGAGCCAAGCUGCACAAGCAUGGCGAUGUGGCGGGCGCGAGCCGAGAUCCCCCGCAAGUGGCUAGGCCCGAGCAGGUGGCAGCGCGAGCAGGAGAAUGAGGCGAAGCCAAAACCCGACGCCGACAGCUACAACGAGGAAGGAGCAGUUGUCGCCCUUCGCGAGGCUCUUCGGGGAAGAGAUCUCACAGGAGAUCGGACACCCAGCAAGAAGUGCGAGAAGUGGGAGGCGAAGGCCCUGCCCCACGCCACCGACUACAGUGUUGGGAUCAGAGCGUGUCAGAGCGUGGGAGAAAGAUGCGAGAAUCCAAGAAUGGCCCCUGAUAACUACUGCUUCGCCAUGCGCAACACGCGGAGGGAGCAUAAUAUCAAAGAGAAGUUCGAGGACGGCGUAAAAGGAGAAAGUUGAGAAGGCAGCCCAGGAUAACCUUUGCUGGCUCGACAAGACCCAACUCGCCGAGCAGGACGAGUUCGAGAGCAACCGGACGGAACUGGAGGGCAUUGCCAACCCCCUCAUGCGGCACCCGCUGUCGAGAGAAGUGUGAGAAGCGAAUAUCGAGCCUGACGCGAGCAGCUACAGCGCUGCGAUCGCGCGGGUAAGGGAGAAGAGCAGGCGCUGAGACGAGACCGCGGAGCACCCGCCCAGCGCCGCACACCCUGGGGAGCCCGCUGAGAAAGCGGGCGCGCCCAGGGGAACGGACAGGGAGCGGGCCCGCGGCCUGUGGAGAGCGCCGCCGAGCUGCGCGCGCGAGGCACGCGCGCCGUUCGAUUGCCACAAAGCUGGUCGCCCGAAAGGGUCGG
Molecule: messenger RNA, 2113 nt
Organism: Prorocentrum cordatum
Lineage: Eukaryota; Dinophyceae; Prorocentrales; Prorocentraceae
Source: the annotation of a GenBank genome assembly